GUAUUUACACCCCUGUGUUCAGUUGUUUUUAGUUGGUGGUUUUCUUUAUUUUUCAGGGCGAGUCGUAUUUGAUUGUGUCAUCAGAAAACAAACCGUAUAAAUUUGGAUCAUCUAGUCAAAAGCUACAUGUACACUUUUGACAGCGACAGCAGAAGUAUGUUCUCUCUCCGUGUCCUCCUGCUUACCUUGGUGCUUCUGAACUUCAGAUUGCUGACAUCUGCAGAGACUGUAGUUACAUGUGAUGGGUUUGUCCAGCAUCUCAGUUGUGAUACUGGGGUGAUCAGUGUACAAUCAGCAACCUGUGGCCGCACAAGCAGCCAAAUUUGCAGCGUUGGACGACCACCGUCUGAAACAUCUAAUACUCAGUGUUCAAUAGAUGUCCCUGCGAUCUUCAAACGGUGUAAUGGACUGAGAGAGUGUGAGUUUAACACUCAAGGACUGGCACCAAAAGAUCCAUGUUUUGGCACCUACAAGUACUACACUACCAACUACAUUUGCAUCCCAGCAGAAACAAGUGUGACUUGUCAUGGUGGAUACGGUUAUUUGAAAUGUGAAAACGGUAGGAUUCAGAUAAAUACUGCAAACUAUGGACGUACAGAUAAAACCACCUGCUCUGAAGGACGUCCAUCUGAACAGCUCCAAAACACCAACUGCUAUUCACCCAAUGCAUUGGCUCCUGUGUCCAAAAGUUGCAAUGGUCUGGAAAGCUGUGAGGUGUGUGCGACACAUACAGUCUUUACUGAUCCCUGCUUUGGCACAUACAAGUACCUCGCGAUCUCUUAUUUUUGCCUCCCAUCUGGAGUUUGUUCAAGUAUUGUCUGUGAACAUGAGUCGACUGCCCUGAACUGUGAUGAUGGGACUGUCAUAAGCAUUCACAGCGCUAACUACGGCCGUACUGACAGCACCACGUGCUCUACUGGGCGACCUGCUUCUCAGCUUGCCAAAACUGACUGCUACGCCUUGAAUUCUCAGACAGUGGUCACUAGUGGAUGUGAAGGGAAAAAAAAAACAACUGCUCCAUAUUGGCCUCCAACAGUGUCUUCUCGGAUCCAUGUGUCGGCACAUUCAAGUAUCUUUACAUCUCAUACUUCUGCGUGUUAAAGUAGAAUGACCGCUGAUCUUGUGGAUUUGACCUCUAUCAGCAUCUCUCCAAUUUUACUUUUUCUGAAUUAAUGCAUCUAAUAUGGUAUUUGCGGUCUUUCCUUUUGUAAAGACCUAGCAGGAGUAUAAUGGUAGAAUACUACCAUUGAAUUCAGUUUUGUAAAAAACAUUUCUAUGGGCCUUGCUUGUACACUUUGUUGGGAUUUUCCUUACAAUAAAUGCUUUGCAAAUGGGAA
Cyprinus carpio (common carp) is the source of this 1337-nucleotide messenger RNA. RefSeq names its product rhamnose-binding lectin-like. The record is from RefSeq and is a predicted model, not a curated record. Gene Ontology annotation, molecular function: carbohydrate binding. Lineage: Eukaryota; Metazoa; Chordata; Actinopteri; Cypriniformes; Cyprinidae.